This is a messenger RNA of Haliotis rufescens (red abalone), 2072 nucleotides long. RefSeq lists its product as uncharacterized. The transcript is spliced from 3 exons. The record is from RefSeq and is a predicted model, not a curated record. Bases 168 to 902 code for a protein of 244 amino acids. Lineage: Eukaryota; Metazoa; Mollusca; Gastropoda; Lepetellida; Haliotidae.
CUACUAAGAAUUUAUCACAACGGAAGAGAAAGUAGAUUUCCCAGAACACUGACGCCUAUAUGUAGGUCAGGUGCACAGUCUUACAACCGGGUGCAGGAGACGCAGUGUGCAGACAUCCUAGAUUCCUAUUUCAGAACCCAAAUACACCCCUCACGUUCCACACAGACAUGGCAACGUUCACGGACAUCAACCGAGACAAGCACGGAGUUGUUCGGGGUAAGUGUCGAGACUGCCCCGAGGACUGUCCUCAGUAUUCCCAGCCUGUCCUCAGACACAACUGUACAUAUUGCGGGUGUCCGGCGGCUCAUCAUGAGAGGGUGGAACCUCGACCUGAACUCAUCAUCAAGAUAGAACCAGGGGAGGAGGGGGCAGGAUCUUCGGGGCGGAGUGAUGACCGACCACCACGCGGUCCGUCGAGAAGAGCCCAGCCAAGUACCUCCAGGCGAAAUGAGUCGCCCACUGGCUCACGAAAUCACCAGGGUACAUCACGUACAGUAAUCCAGAAACGUUGUAAGACGUUAUUUGUGGAUGCUGGCGUCACAUAUUAUCAUCUUCAAGAGAAACUUACAAAAACUCAACGCGGCGUGUUUACAAUCCUAUGGAAGGGAAAAAUAAUUUAUGUUGGGGAGCCAAAGAAGACGCCCCUAUUAACUAACCUUCGUGGUAUCUUUACUGGUGGAAGCCAACAAGACAUCAGCAAGUAUUUGAAAAGUUUACCCAACAAUUUGAAAGAGAAGCAUGUCCGAAUCGCUUGGCUGACACACAUGGAUGACGACCCACACUGCCAAACGUGCAGAGAAGGCAGGAAAAAGCUUUCGUAUCGACAUUGUGUUUCAAAUUUGCAAAGCAAGGAUCCAAGGAAGGUCCUCUUGGAUCUCAAGACAAAAUUUUCACUCCAUUAGAAUCAAAAUGUUUCUCGUGUUUCAACUGACCACUAAUUGUAGUGUUUAGUUUGAAACCUUUCUACUCCUGGCAUCGUCUUUGUAGCUGUAUGUCUCUUUAUCUCAACAGUCUGUAGCAUAAUUGUGGUUUUAAGGAUUUUCUGGGAAAAUAUAUUUGUAGGUAAAAUCCCAACUCCCCAGUAUGCAACAAACCACUCAGGGUAUAACAGAAGAUUAUGAUGUUUGAACAUGUAUUUGGGUGAAGGAAAAUGUCACAUCUCAAAGUUCCUUUACCUUUCAAAGCUCUAUUUACAAGACAUUUCUACAUAUCUUGUGAUAAGAACAUUAUAAUGCUGGGCAGAAUGUGAAUUAGAAUCACCUCAUCAUAUUUUGUGUGAUCCCCAGUAAGGUGCUCUAGCUUUGGUUGCCAGUGGCAUACUGUUUUACUGUUUUUGUCGAUAGGUAUUAUCAAAUAAUUAACUUGUUUUCAUCGCAAUAUUGCCGAUGCGAUGUAAAAUGUUAAGUCGCUCACUCAUCAUAUUUAGAUAUGAUACAACCUGAGGCAAAGGAAAUACGAGAGUAUCCAGUAAUUUAAUAUGUACUGUUUCCCUACUUUUGAACUACAGUAAACUACGGUUAUAACGAACUCAAAGGGACUACCAAUUUUAGUUCGUUAUAACCGUAAUUCGUUAUCAGCAUAUAUACAGCAUAACUAUAGCAUAUAGUCGGGACUAAAAAGUUAGUUCGUUAUAUCCGUUAGUUCGUUAUAAGCGUGUUCGUUAUAACCGUAGUUUACUGUAUGCCUGUGAGUAUGUGUUAUGAGUAGAUGCCCGAGCAGGAAUAAUCCCGAAGGCGUACGUGGGACUUAAAAUAUCAAUCAACGGUUUAUCUGGUUCAGAAUCGGUUAUCUACGAUCGCCGUCAUAUUGACGUAAACGAUUUACAUUUGACUUAAUCAUUAUCGUUAUCAUGACGUCUCAGGCAGCAUAAUAAGUACAGGUUGCUAGACAAUCGCAUCCGAGGUAUUUACUGCCUUCCUGUGCACAGUACACUGUUUUUAUAUGUUUAUACUUUAGACUAGUAUAUGUUUGACAUUAACUUUUGCACUUUGCAUAUGUUUUUUUGUUCUCAUAAUCAUAUUUUACAGAAAAGACAUGGUCUUAUCAUAACUUGUUUUAUAAAAAAUAUUUCC